AAAUAAUAUAAAAAAUGAUUAGAUUAAAUAGAGUUUAUAAUUUACGUACUGUUGGUUCACGUUUUUUCUCAACUGAACAAAAAGAUGUUGUUAUUAUUGGUGGUGGUCCAGGUGGUUAUGUUGCAGGUAUUAAAGCUGGUCAAUUAGGUAUGAAAGUUACAGUUGUUGAAAAAAGAGGUAAAUUAGGUGGUACAUGUUUAAAUGUUGGUUGUAUUCCAUCAAAAGCAUUAUUAAAUGCAAGUCAUCUUUAUGAAACAGCCACCACUAAAAUGGGUGACUAUGGUGUAAAAUGUAAUAAUGUUGAACUUGAUUUUGGUGGUAUGAUGAAAUACAAAGAAAAAGCAGUUUCAGGUUUAACAGCUGGUAUUGAAUCAUUAUUCAAAAAGAAUAAAGUUGAUUAUGCUAAAGGUCACGGUAAAAUUACUGGUCCAAACACUGUUGAAGUUACCAUGAAUGAUGGUUCAGUUAAAACUAUCGAAACUAAAAAUAUUGUUAUUGCAACUGGUUCAGAAGUUUCAACUGGUGCAUUAUCAAAUGUAGUAAUUGAUGAAGAAAGUAUUGUUUCUUCAACUGGUGCAUUAUCAUUAAAGACCGUUCCAAAAGAUUUAAUCGUAAUUGGUGGUGGUGUCAUUGGUUUAGAACUUGGUAGUGUCUAUUCACGUUUGAACUCAAAAACUACCGUCAUAGAAUUCACCAACAGAAUUGCAGCAGGUGCAGAUGGUGAAGUUGCCAAGAAAUUCCAAAAAUCAUUAGAAAAACAACAUAUGAAAUUCCAUUUAGAAACUAAAGUUACCUCAGUUGUUAAACAACCAAAUGGCAGAGUUGCUGUUACUGUUGAACAAGUUGGUGCAUCAGGUUACACUGGUACCUUAGAAGCUGAUGUUGUAUUAGUUUCAGUUGGUCGUCGUCCAAAUACUCAAAAUCUUGGUCUUGAAAACGUUGGUGUCCCAACCGAUAAAGCUGGUCGUGUUGAAGUUGAUGAACAUUUCGCUACCAAAGUACCAUCAAUUUAUGCUAUUGGUGAUGCCAUUCGUGGUCCAAUGUUAGCACACAAAGCUGAAGAAGAAGGUAUUGCUAUUAUUGAACAAUUACACAGCGGUGUUGGUCAUGUUAACUAUGAUGCCAUUCCAUCCGUUAUUUACACUCAUCCAGAAGUUGCAUGGGUUGGUAAAACUGAAGAAGAAUUACAAAAAGCUGGUAUCCAAUAUAAUGCAGGUAAAUUCCCAUUCAUUGGUAACUCAAGAGCCAAGACAAACGAUGAUGCUGAAGGUUUCGUUAAAUUCUUAGCUGAUAAAGAAACCGAUAGAAUUCUUGGUGUACACAUCAUGGGUGCUAACGCUGGUGAAUUAAUUGCUGAAAGUGUACUUGCUAUGGAAUAUGGUGCCUCCUCUGAAGAUGUUGCUAGAACUUGUCAUGCCCAUCCAACUUUAUCAGAAGCUGUCAAAGAAGCUGCUAUGGCUGCUCACGGUAAACCAAUUCACAUGUAAAUUUGAAUUGAAUUACUUUUUUUCUAAUAUAAAUAAAUAAAUAAAUAAAAAUAAUCGUAAAUAAAUAAAAAUUAUUCAAAUAUUAAAUGGUUUCUAAUUAAUAACAAGAAAUUAUUUAAUGAAUUUAAAUA
Dictyostelium purpureum is the source of this 1618-nucleotide messenger RNA. RefSeq names its product dihydrolipoamide:NAD oxidoreductase. Lineage: Eukaryota; Evosea; Eumycetozoa; Dictyosteliales; Dictyosteliaceae. Gene Ontology annotation, cellular component: mitochondrion; oxoglutarate dehydrogenase complex. The record is from RefSeq and is a predicted model, not a curated record. The transcript has 2 exons. Gene Ontology annotation, molecular function: flavin adenine dinucleotide binding; dihydrolipoyl dehydrogenase (NADH) activity. Bases 15 to 1487 code for a protein of 490 amino acids.